UCUUCGGCGUGACGAGCGAACGCUUUAACCACUAGACUACCCGACCGCCCCGAAUCAUUUUCAGUUUAAUAAUACAUCAAUAAAGGAACACAUCCGUGAUGUCGAUACUCACACACGCCGUACUAGUCGCCGACAACCAGGAGACGAAACUGAAAGGGUAAAGAAGACCGAGAGCAGGAAACCAUCAAAACAAUGAUACCCAUGAAUAGAGGUGUUGGUGGGAAACACUGCAAUACCGAUCAGGGGAGACGUUCAAGUGCACGAUGGCAUUGUUGUUUGUCAUGGUCAUGGUCUGUAUGGCUGAUUCCACACAAGGUGCAUGGUGUACAGAGGGUCAGCAUUGCUCAGACUGCGACACGACGGGCAACUGCUUACAAGAUUGUGACAAGGGAUACUUUGGAGUGAUAUGCAAGUCGCCAUGUAGCACCAAAUGCAGAUACAAUACAUGCACUCUAGUUGAGGAUAGAGGUAUAGGCAAAUGUACUGAUGGCUGUGUACCAGGAUUCCAGGGCACAAGCUGUGACAGACCCUGUGACCAGGUAGUCGAAUGUACGCUGUGCCCAGGGGGAUGUGAUGUGGACUACUGCCAGCUGGGUGGGGCUUGUUUUGCCGGAUGUAGAGAUUCCUUCUACGGAGCGGGAUGCAAGACGUGCCCCAGUCACUGCAGAACCUGCAACAGGAUGACAGGAGUAUGUGACGAGUGCGACCCAGCACAUUAUGGAGAGAACUGCGAGAAGUCGUGUGAGAACUGUGCAGGAUCCUGUGAGUCCAGCUGUGAAUGUGUCCCUGGCUUCUACGGGGAUUUCUGUGCCGAGACUUGCAGUAAAACAUGCCGCCCUAAGUCAGUACACAAGUGUCUUCCAUUUCCUGGCAUGACGUCAGACAAUUGUCCAGGUGACUGUCACAAACACAGUGCCGAGUGUCUCCAUGGCUGUGUGGAUGGCUGGUUCGGGUCGACGUGUUCUUCUCCUUGUAAUCCUCGAUGCCGACAUCAAAGAUGUAAUGCUACAGGCUCUUGUGCUGAAGGCUGUGAACCUCAGCUUUUCGGUCCAGCCUUUGAACCGUGUCCUGAGAACUGCGUCAACCAGACAUGUGACUCUAACAACGGCUCCUGUGUAGCUGGGUGUCGUGACGGGUUGUAUGGGAACACUGCAAUGAAACCUGUACGUUAUGUCCUCGUGGUGUCUGUGAUCAGCACACUGGUAUCUGUGUGACAGACUGCCAUGUCACCCAGGAAGGACGUGAGGUCAACUGUACACAGCCUUGCUCCCCACCAGGAUGCUCGACAGGCU
Molecule: messenger RNA, 1292 nt
Organism: Haliotis rufescens (red abalone)
Lineage: Eukaryota; Metazoa; Mollusca; Gastropoda; Lepetellida; Haliotidae
Product: multiple epidermal growth factor-like domains protein 11
Exons: 3
Coding region: 264-1214 (316 amino acids)
Source: RefSeq, a predicted model, not a curated record